Messenger RNA from Eurytemora carolleeae, 1058 nucleotides. Its product is annotated as putative nuclease HARBI1. The record is from RefSeq and is a predicted model, not a curated record. The transcript has a single exon. The coding region runs from base 147 to 1028 and encodes 293 amino acids. Lineage: Eukaryota; Metazoa; Arthropoda; Copepoda; Calanoida; Temoridae.
AAUCCGUUUGGUUGUUUGACCUACCGGAUUCUGCUUUUAAACUGCACUGCAGGUUCAGCAAGGCUUCCGUUCGCAGGAUUGCUAGUCUUCUAGACGGUUCACUUCGAAGGGUAAACCGUCGUGGAAGUACGGUACAACCUGCAGACAUGGUUGCCGUUGCUCUGAACCAGUUGUGUGGUGUUUCAUUUCAGAGAACGAACGGUCUUGCAAGUGGAGGUCUAUCCCAGAACGCCUCUCGGGUAAUUACUUCUAGGGUUGUAGAAGCAUUGGUGACAGUUCAUCAUGAGUGGAUCCGAUUCCCAACUGUCAACGAGAUGAGGGAAACUUCGCUCAGGUUUUUCCGCAAGUUUGGCCUACCUGAUAUAUUCGGGGCUGUGGAUGGAUGUCAUAUGCGCUUUGAAAAGGCACCCCAGGGUCUACCCCAGGGCCAGAGGUCGGACGAUUAUAUCUGCAGGAAGGGAUUCCAUUCUCUUAACGUCCAAAUAUGUUCCAACGACAAGGUGAUAUAUGAUGUUGAUGCAGGUUGGCCGGGUAGUGUUCAUGAUGCUCGAGUCUUCAGGACUAGUAGACUAAGAGAUUUUUUGGAAAGGGACCAGUCUAGGUACAUGAUUGCAGCGGAUAGUGCCUAUCCAAUAUCUCUUAAGGUGAUGAAGCAUUAUGAACGUCCGACCAUACAGAUGCAUCAUACAUUCAAUCGUAGGUUGAACGGCCUCCGAACUGUGUCUUCUGAGAAUGUGUAUGGUCGUCUCAAGCAGAGAUUCCCCAUUCUGCGACAACUCAGAAUGUUUCUAGUUUCUUCCCAGAAGGUUGUGCUAGCAUGUUGUGUCCUACACAACAUGUCUGAGGCGUUCAAGGAUGUUGUCCCAGCGCUAGGUAUAGUACCCGCUCAUCUACUGGAUGAUGACGCCGGUGAUGAAGAUGAAGAUGAGGAUGAUAAUGAUGAUGGUGAACGGCUGACUCUGGCUCGUGCGCACAGAGAUACUUAUGCCAACAAUUUCUACGCUGCUUACCGAAAUGCUAAUCAGUAAAGGAAUUCAGACUUAUUUUGAAAAUUAAAA